Molecule: messenger RNA, 460 nt
Organism: Ceraceosorus guamensis
Lineage: Eukaryota; Fungi; Basidiomycota; Exobasidiomycetes; Ceraceosorales; Ceraceosoraceae
Exons: 1
Coding region: 210-410 (66 amino acids)
Source: RefSeq, a predicted model, not a curated record
CGGCUCGAUCGUCAGCCUCAGGCUGCUUGGCGGUCCCCGCUUGCGACGACGCCAUGCAACCCUUCAUCGAAGCAUAGUCUUCAGGUGCAGAGCAAGAGGGUGCUGCUCAUCCUUGACUUUCUCUUUCGUCCCGCUAUAUACAUAAGCGGUUCCUCGCUUUAGAGUCGAAGUCACACGCGGACCCGGCUUUGCGCUCAAAUGACCGCUGCAUGCUCGGGCUGCUCAUCUUUUUGGCGGGUCAAAGGUCACGCACGAGUCGUGAGUUGAAAUUGGGAUGUUCAACGGCCGCGAUCGAGUGCGUCGACGCUACCGAGACACUUGAAGCUCACGCUCACGCUCACGCUCACGCUCACACUCACACUCACGACUACUUGAUUCUGGCAUGGCUGCACGAUCCAAGCUCAUCCUGACCUCGAUCUUGAAUCAUGCCUCACGUAUCGUCGACACUCACGAACAAUGC